AUGCUAUAUGAAAUUGGGAUGGGUGCUGGAGCAAAGGGCGAGAGUGGUGCUUCUCAAUCUAUUGAAGGCGAUACUGGUGCUGCAGUUGAUGGAAUUGCAAAUUAUGGACCUGGUUUCAAACCCCCUUCUAUGCAUGAAUUGAGGACUUGGAUUCUUAAAGCAGAAGUAAAGGAUAUAAAUGUCAUGAUGGAGGAACAUAAGAAAGCAUGGAAACAAUAUGGAUGCUCAAUUAUGUCAGAUGGCUGGAUAGAUGGGAAAAGUAGAGUUCUUAUUAAUUUUCUUGUGAAUAGCCCUGCUGGAACUUGGUUUUUAAAAUCAAUUGAUGCAUCUGAUACUAUAAAAAAUGGGGAGUUGAUGUUUAACUAUCUUGAUAGUGUCGUAGAUGAAAUUGGGGAAGAUAAUGUUGUUCAAGUUAUUACUGAUAAUGCUUCAAACUAUGUCAAUGCCGGGUCAAGACUUAUGGAGAAGAGGAAGAAGUUGUAUUGGACUCCAUGUGCUGCGCAUUGUAUUGAUUUAAUGUUGGAGGACAUUGGAAAAUUGAAAGUCUGUGACCAAACUCUCUCGUUAUCUAGGCAAGUGGUCAAGUUUAUAUAUGGACAUUGUUGGGUUCUUUCAAUGAUGAGAUCAUUUACAAAGAACAGUGAACUACUCCGUCCAGCAGUAACACGGUUUGCCACUGCUUAUCUUACUCUCCAAAGUCUUUACAAACAAAAGCAACCACUCCAAGCUAUGUUUUCUUCAGAAAAGUGGGCUUCUAGUAGUUGGGCAAGAAAGGUUGAAGGGGUAAAGGCUAGUGCAACUGUGUUGUUUGAUCCAAAAUUUUGGCCUAAUGUUGCUUUUUGUAUCAAAAGCACAAUACCUUUGGUUAGUGUUUUGGAAGAUAGAGCAGGUGAUGGAAAAAUUGCUAUAAAUUGA
This is a messenger RNA of Camellia sinensis, 915 nucleotides long. NCBI's taxonomy places the organism in Eukaryota, Viridiplantae, Streptophyta, Magnoliopsida, Ericales, Theaceae. The record is from RefSeq and is a predicted model, not a curated record.